AUGCCGCGUCGAUCUGCUAGCACAUCUCUCGCCAACGACCCCUCCAAGACCUCGUCCUCAAUCGGAAAGAGCGGCAUCGCCGUCAAGGCACCCUCGAAGCCCAACCGCCUGAGCCAGCUAUUCUCGACCUCCCCUAAAUUCAAGGCAGAGCCUCCGACUGCGCGAGCUGCUCUGCAGAACGCCAGCGGCACCACCACUGCCGCUCCGCCGAUUAGCUCUGCCUCACUGUCCUUACCGACCAUCUCGCUCUCGACAGCAACCGCGGACAACCCAAACAUGAACGAGCCGCCAACCACACUCUUUCAACCUCCUUCACCUGAAGAGGCUCGUCGCCUGGCAAAACAACAUGCCCAAUUUGGCCCCCUCGGUCAUCCCAGCCACCGGUAUUCCAGUCGGCAUCCCGGUGGCCCCUUUCCGGAGCCGGUAAUGGAUGAGCCUCCUUAUUACUAUCUCAUUACAACCUAUAUCAGUUAUCUAAUCCUAAUUGCUUUCGGCCAUGUUCGCGAUUUCUUCGGGAAACGCUUUCGCGAGGAGAAUUACCGCCACUUGAAGCCCCGAAAUGGUUACGCUGCGCUAAACAGCGACUUCGAUAAUUUCUACGUUCGCCGCCUUAAACAACGCAUCAACGACUGUUUUGAACGUCCUAUCACCGGUGUUCCUGGAAGAUAUAUUACUCUGAUCGAUCGAGCCACGGAUGAUCACAACAAAAGCUUUUAUUUGACCGGAACCACGACCGAUACCCUCAACUUGAGCUCGUACAAUUACCUCGGAUUCGCCCAGUCAGAAGGCCCUUGUGCCGAUAUCACCGAAGAAACUAUUCGCAAGUAUGGUAUCACCCCAGUUAGCACUCGCGCGGAGGUCGGAACUCAAGAUCUGCACGUGGAGCUCGAGGAUCUAGUCGCCAACUUUACUGGAAAAGAAGCAUCCAUGGUCUUUUCGAUGGGUUUCGGCACCAACGCCAACAUCUUCCCGGCUCUGGUCAGCAAAGGUUGCUUGAUUAUCUCUGAUGAGCUGAACCACGCAUCUAUCCGUUUCGGUUCGCGUCUCUCCGGUGCUUCUAUUACUAUGUUUCGACACAAUGACAUGCGGGACCUUGAGGCCAAGCUUCGAGAGGCUAUCAGCCAAGGUCAGCCCCGCACCCACCGACCAUGGAAAAAGAUUCUUGUUGUUGUGGAGGGCCUCUACUCUAUGGAAGGUUCCAUGUGCAACCUGCCUAGUCUCAUUGCCCUGAAGAAACGCUACAAGUUCUACCUCUUUGUUGACGAAGCACAUUCGAUUGGUGCCAUCGGCCCCCAUGGACGAGGUGUUUGCGAUUACUUUGGCAUCGACACAAAAGAAGUGGAUAUUCUCAUGGGUACCUUGACCAAGUCAUUCGGUGCUAACGGCGGUUACAUUGCCGCGGACAAGGCGAUGAUUGACAAAUUGAAGGCUAUCAAUUCCGGCAUGUUCUACGGAGAAUCAACGGCUCCAGCGGUUAUCGCGCAGAUCGUCUCGGCAUUACGACUUAUCAACGGUGAACUUAUCCCCGGCCAGGGCGAGGAGCGACUACAGCGAUUGGCCUUCAACUCCAGAUACCUCCGUUUGGGGUUGAAGCGUCUUGGCUUUAUAGUGUACGGUCACGACGAUUCGCCCAUCAUUCCUGUCCUUCUCUUCAACCCUGCCAAGAUGCCUGCCUUCUCCCAUGAGAUGUUGAAGCGCAAGAUUUCCGUUGUCAUUGUCGGUUAUCCUGCGACACCUCUAGUCUCAUCUCGAGCUCGAUUCUGUGUCUCCGCUGCCCACACAAAGGAGGAUCUUGACCGUGUCUUGGCGGCCUGUGAUGAGAUCGGAAACUCGCUUCAACUCAAGUUCUCCACCGGCGUUGCAGGAGGUGCUAUACCUGUCAGCGAUGACAUGGCACCGCCGCCAGAGAAGGAAGUUCAGUGGCAGCAGAAACGGAAUCCAAGAAUUGUUCCUCCCAGGUGGCGCAUUGAAGACGUUAUCAGACGCGGUGUUCAGGAUGUCAAGACAAGCCUGUAUUAG
Messenger RNA from Aspergillus calidoustus, 2019 nucleotides. Lineage: Eukaryota; Fungi; Ascomycota; Eurotiomycetes; Eurotiales; Aspergillaceae. The record is from the annotation of a GenBank genome assembly.